This is a messenger RNA of Clonostachys rhizophaga, 7710 nucleotides long. NCBI's taxonomy places the organism in Eukaryota, Fungi, Ascomycota, Sordariomycetes, Hypocreales, Bionectriaceae. The record is from the annotation of a GenBank genome assembly.
AUGGACUCGAAAUCUCAAGCUCAAAAACACAUUGAAGAGAUCGCUCAUGAGAGAGCACCGGAAAAGAAGACCCGCAACAUACGAGACCUGGAGAGAUCCGUUCAAAAGUUCGCAAAUGAAUUGUACCGGAGCGAAACACACUUCCUGCUCGAGCUGUUACAGAAUGCAGAUGACAACCGAUAUAACAAGACGUCACGGCCAAGCUUCUCCAUAGAAUACCGUGAGCGUGGUUUACGUAUUGAUUGCAACGAAGAUGGCUUCACAGAGGCAAACGUGGAGGCCAUCUGCAGCGUCGGCAACAGCACGAAAGCGACCUCUUCUCCUGGCCAUAAGUACAUUGGCGAGAAAGGCAUCGGCUUCAAAUCCGUCUUUAGAGUCGCAACUAAAGUCUGGAUAUAUUCUGGCGACUACAAAUUUGCUCUUGACCGCACCAAGCCUCUAGGUAUCAUCACUCCUACCUGGGAAGACUUUCCAGAGACUCCGCCUGACGGUGGCACUGCCAUGUAUUUCCAGCUCUCAAAUGAUUGCGACGAGAAAUUAUUCUGGGAUCAAAUUCAAGUCUUGGAUGCCAACACACUGAUCUUUCUUACGAGGUUGAGGGAACUGAAAUUGGUUAUACCAAAAGCAGGUCGACCUCAUGAAAGAAGGCUUUGGCGGGAGGACAAGCGGAUGCAUCACCAAGCUAUAGAAUCCAGGAUUUUCGAAAACGACCAACAGAUUCUACACUACUUGAUAUGUCAAUAUACGACCCAGGAUAUGCCAAAAGAAGAAAAGCGUUCCAGCCGUCGCACUUCAGAUAUCUUGCUGGCAUUCCCCAAGCUGGAUAAUUCUAACUCUCGCCCUCGGUCGCAAAUGAUGUAUGCUUUUCUUCCAAUCAGAGAUUGUGGUUUCAAGUUUCUCAUUCAAGCCGAUUUCCUGCUUGCGGCCAGUCGCGAAGAUAUUGACGAGUCCAGUCCAUGGAAUAAAAAGAUCCUCGUCAGUUUACCGGACGCAUUUGGGAGUGCGAUUGAAUACCUAAACAAUACCGAAUUGCGUUUCACUUGGCCUCGGUAUAUCCCUAGACAGGAUGAAGUUCAGAAGGAUUACCGCACCGUGAGCCGUUCCAUGGUUACUGGACUCUCGAAACGGGAUGUUCUCGAGUCGGAGACUGGCCGAUUAAGGGCACCUUUGACGUUAACGUAUAUCCCGAAAGAGUACACGCUAGGAAAUGGAGAACCAUUGAGCCUCAGCAAUGCUUCGAGCGACCGGUAUCUGUCUAGAAGAUAUGACCACGGUGACAAACAAAACCUUCAACUUAUAGGGGCUAAAGCUCUGACAUUCCACGACUUCGUACGGGAUCUCCACGAGUCUAUUCGCGAGCAGGCAGCCAAGGACCGACCACCAGAAUGGCACUCCCAUCUGGCAAUGGUUCUUGUGAAAAGUCUAAUAGCCCGUGACGUCCGUCAUUCAGCGGUGUCGAAAAUUCCAAUCAUCCCCCUUCGCGAUGGGAGAUGGGUUACGGCAGAUGAGAGCUGGGACAGGCUUUUCUUUCCUGCAGAGGAAACCUCGACAUCAGUCCCGGAGGAUACGGGACUCAUGGAGGUCCACCCAAACUCUGUGAAAGACCCCUUUCGCUUCCAGCUAUUUCAGCUACUUGGAGCGAAGCCCUACAGCGCUGCGCAAAUUUGUCAAGCCAUUGCCAAGAUGCACAAGUCUUCUGCACCACCUGUCGUCACUGUCAAGACCUUAAUUUCACAGACCAUCUUCCUAUUCCUCCAGUCUUGGAUCUGCCCUGAAGACAUUGAUCUCUGGGUUGCAACUGAUCAGGAGAAGUUCCACAGAGCUUCAGAAGUGUACAUGCGACCCUUGGAGGUAGGGGGAAACAGGUUUCCCGCUUUGCAUGCAGAUUACCUACCGGCCAUGCCCGAGAGACAGGAUAAAUGGAGAAAGUGGCUUCGUCAAGAGCUCCAUAUAUCUACGGUCCCUCGCCUUAUUGUCCAAGUUGGCAAGCAUCAUUUUGUCCUGUCCCCCGAGAUGGAAUUGAUAAGAAACCACUGGUCUUCUGCAGACUUUCUCACUUUGUUGCGAGACAAUUGGAACAAUUACUCCGGGUGGUUGGAACCAAACAACCAUUGUUCAUGGCCUCAGGCUUGGGAAACUUCACGAGUUCAGUUGCAGAAGCAAAUCGCAAGUUUCAAGGUUCAAUGCAAAGGAAUGCCUGGUUCAUAUCCUUUGGACCAAACUGUGCUUCCAAACGUGCUUCAAGAUGAUGGAGAGGAAGUGAUCACGUACUUCCGAGUCAUAGACAUUCCAGAUCCGGGAGAACCAUCAUGGGCAUUUCUGGAGAAGUUUGGUGUCAUAGUUCAGCCGAACGCUACUUUGUUCCUUCAGGGAUUGGAAACGGCCAAAAAGAUGGCAUGUGCAGCCGAGUGGGUUUGGUUCUACGAGAAAAUUCAGAUAUAUGCCUCCCAGGAGAAGGCAACAGUAAAAAAAGCCUUCUCCGAAAAUUCAUUGAUUUUCAUUCCGCAAAGCCCAUUUAGAGCAGCGCAGUGGUCGAGACCCGACAACUGCAUCUGGUCCAGUCCAUCAUUUUUCAAACGGACCGCGGCCUUGGUUGGCAUGUAUCCAUCAUGCCGGGGCCUCUUUCAAGAUAUCUUGGGUGUUCAAGAUGCAGACCUCCAGACUGUAUUGACUGAGCUCUUCUCGACCAGCCAGACAGAUGGCUUGGGCUAUUUUGUCAAGCUGUUUACAUACUUGAAUAGGCAUACCAGUGCCAAUGCUCGCGCGUUGAUCACCAGGAACGUUGAAAGUUUCAAGACAAAACCGGUAUUCCCUAUCGAUACAAAGGGGGAGGAGCCGGCAGUGCAUCACUUGGGCUCAAUCUCUGCCGAAAGCAUAUGGUAUAUUGCGGACCGCCCUCACCUGCGCGAAAAGUUUCGUGGAAGAAUUCCUUUGCUUGCUUUUGAUAAUGACCAGCUUGAGAAAAUGAAGUGGAUCUAUCUAUUGCCGUCCAUGACCAAGCGAUCGCUCUCCAACUUAGUUGUAUGUAAGCCUCUGCCAGGGUUGAAGAAUACUCUCCACGAGCGCCUCACACACCUACUCAGAAGUAGAGCCAAGCACAUAGUUCUACUUGUAACAGACCCAGCAGCCAGACGAAACGCUGAGCAUGAAUUGGAAUCCGCUGGCGUAUACAGCUCAGAGAAGGUUUCGGUUCGGUGGGAAUUGAUCGGCCCGUCAGGUUUGGUGGCUACUAGCCUGCCAGAUGUCAGCAACGCGGCUUCUGUUUUGGUCGAAGGCGAACUCCGAAUCUAUCUGUCUCGCAUGGUUAUAAAUGCAGAUAGCGCGCCUCUAGAGUUAUCGCGGACUUUAGCCACUCGAUAUGAAAUACACCAAAGACACUCGCUGACACUAUGCGGCACGCUAUCCUGGACAGACGCAGAGGUUGAGGAUCAACUAAAGCGUGACGGGAUUUCACAUGACCAAGACGUCACGGCCUUUGAUGUGUUGGAGGAACCAACUGUAGAAUCAGACGAAUUCUCUGGCUGGCCUCCGAAACCGGAAACCUGGCUCACAUGGGCUUUCAAAUUGACAGGUGCUGGCAUCACUCAGUUACGCAGCUUGCUUUACGUUGUCCGUUUGUUUUUAUUCACUCGAGAUACAGUUGUCUUCGCUGUACUAGGAAUUGGCAUGUUCACAUUCAUGGAUCCUGCAUUUGGUCUCCUGCGCCCCCAACUGGAUGGCUGGUUACUCAAAAAGAAAGCAGAUAGUCAUCCAGAUCUUGGUACAAGCGACGGACAUACUGUACCGCAGACCCGACCGCCAGAAUUAUCACGGUAUUGGUAUCCAAAUUGGGGACAUACAGCAGCACAGGAAACCUCGCCAGCCCAGGGAGCCUAUCGAACGCCGCCUCCUCCAGACUACGGGCCAGUCCGGACUUCAGUGCCCUCCAACAAACCGACUGCGACAAGCUCUACCCACAGUAAUGACAUUGGAAAUGCUUUCCUCGCCCAAUACCUCACUGUGGACAUGCUGCCAGACAGGAAGGUAACCUUGAUGCUUUUAUUUGCUGUAGUCCUACUUCUUCUGGUAUGGUUUGGCGAACCUAGCACAAGUGACCAAUCUGCCCACAUGGAAGAAGCCUCCAAUGUCAUCAACCCUGCAUCUCACCAGUCUGAUGAGAAAUCCGAGGCUGAAGAAGGGCGAGUCCGAACGAUUAAAAUAGCCGAGAGGGAAGUUGAUUGGGAAAGCGAUUCUACAGAAGACAAUCUUCCAAAGGAGGAAAUGCCUCCUAAGAAGGACACGCCGAAGAUUGAGGGCAAAGAGGUUAUUCAGGCAACCUCACUCCCAUUUGAUUUUGGUCGCUACCUCUCAGCAUCUGAACUUGACCUCCAGAAUCAUUCACAACUCACAGAUCAAAACACUUCCGCCUCGAUAACAACGAAAAUAAGGAGUUUCGAAUCAGAUGAAGGUUCCGUCACUGAAACUCGCACAGAAAUAAUCGUUGCUCCGUCUUCAUCUAGGGAGGGCAGCUCCGUGGAGGUUUUAGGGCACCCACCAGAAUUGACGAACCCAGAGGGUACCAGUGAAGCAGUGAACGAAGCGUUGUUAUCAGAAAAGACCGGAUUCGACUAUGUUGCAACGAAUACUCCCUCGUCCACUCCAGUGGAAGCGAGCCAAACAUCUGAGGAACAGCAUUCAAAAGCAGGGGAUAGCAGAACUGGAAACGUUCCAAGUCCUUCUUCUACUGAGAGUGUUGUCGAGGAGAGUAUGCUGAGAGACGCUAGUGUUGUUGAAACAGAAGAGACAAAGGUAAAUAACAUAUCAGCAACUGAUGAGAGUCCAAGUAAGGAAAUGAGAAACGAGCAUCAUGAGCCUACGCCGGGUGGUGUAACGCUUUCAAGUCAAUUACUGGAUCAAUAUAAAGAUAAUGUUGAACUGGCGACUGGUCAGCCAGUCAGCACCGCGCCGAUGAUAGAGGAUCACCAAUCAGGAAUAGACAAUCCUGUUUCGCUCGGAGAUGUCCCCUUGAAACGACUUGAUGGAGAAAGCUCACCGCCGAAAUUACUCCCACCUGAUGGCCAAAUAGAAAGAUCUGAAGCACUGGAGUAUUCCCCGAUAUCGUCAUGGAACACGGCAUCGGGAUUGCCAAGCAUACCAAUGGGCAAAAUGGACCAGCACAGCUUUGGAGGCGGUGGUGUGUUAGCACCCGGAGAUCGAGCAGUGACGUCUGAGUUUGUGGACCAUUUCAUCACUCGGCAAGACGACAACGAGUUCGUGAACACGAGCACAGGCGUCAUUUAUAAUCCGUCACCAACGACUAUGUUUGUGGGAGAAGACACCGAUGAAGCUCGGUUUUUGGGAGAACUUUAUGUAUCGCAACACCUAAGCUUGCUUCUAGGACCAGACAUCUACCAACCAGAAGAGAAUUGGACCAGCAGCGCGCGAUCUCGCAACGGCCACAAGCCAUUUGAUGCCAAAGAGCCAGCUAAUUCCACAUUCACUAUAGCAGAGAAGCCUGGGAUAGGCAAAGCAAGGGGUUCAGUAUCUCGGGCAUUCAAGAUGUCCGAUCCAGGGCUUGAGAUGCGCAGAUUUCACAUCCAAGUUUGCGUUACUGCUGGCGGACUCCAAUCGCCCUUUCGAUUGUCUAAUGCGCAAUACACCAAGUGUAGGGAUAUGACACUGAAGGGUCAAGCAAAGCCAAGCAAUGUGUAUAUUCUCGCGCGCGUGUACCAUAUACAUACCAACCCUCAAAUCGCUUUUUACACGGAUCCUUGGCAACUCUAUCAAAAAGGCCUCAUUACCCUCGAGUCUUCCAGCGCAUUCCGUGGAACCGUCUCGAGAGCAGCACCGGCAAUCCCUGUUGAAUCUAAAGACGCUGCCACAGCUUCGGAAAUGCAGAGUAUAUAUCAGAGCAAGAGGCUCAACCCGGAUGAGAUCCGUCUUCUCAAACUUGAAAGUAGUGUGGACCUGAAUUCACCACUUGUAGGGAAACUCAUUGUCAAAUCGACCAAGAAAACUAAUGAUUCACUGCGGUACUGGGCAAUCUCAUACGUCUGGGGUUCCGCGCCGACACCACUUUCGCCAUUCAAGUUGGUGAUUAAUGGAGUGAAAAUUCCAAUCACCGAGUCUUUAUGGACCUGUCUUUGCCGCCUUCGGAGUGAAAAUGUAACAGAUUAUAUCUGGGCUGAUGCGAUAUGUAUAAAUCAAACCGACAACUUGGAGAAAGCGAUGCAGGUUCGUCAGAUGGGAAGAAUUUACAGCAAAGCUGAUCGUGUUCUUAUUUGGAUGGGUGGUAACCAAGACAAGGACUACCACGCCAUGGACAUUCUCAAGGCAUUGAGAGGGCCUAGAAAAGCGCAACAGUCGAGGCACAACGAGCAAUUAUCGGUGACUGAGAAGGAAAAGGAACAGGUUUGGGCUUUUCUCCAACGCCCCUGGUUCACUCGAACCUGGACUAUUCAGGAACUUGUCCUCGGCAACCGCGUCUCGAUUUCCUACCGAGACGCCGAAAUGGAAUGGGAUGACUUUAUGGGGUCUGUCUUGCUCUUUGAGGAGAAGAUUUUUAGAACCAAAGGCGGUGUUAGGGAGCUUUAUGUCACACCUUCGAAUCCAGCUCGCGCCCUUGAUCAUAUUAGGCAGACAUGGCAAGGGCAUUCAUUAGAAGCUGUGGGGAGCCGCUUGAAGCUCCCCAUUCUUCGACUUGUCGAGAUGUUUUUUUACGCCCAAGCAACAAUGCCGCGCGACAAGCUCUUUGCGAUGCACAGCAUAGCGUCCGACACAAGCUAUGAGAUCGAAGCAUUUAGACCCGAUUACGAGUCUGAUGAUUCCACAAUCCUAGGAAGAUAUGCCACAGAGUUUGUAAAGAGAAAUAAAGUUUUGGAGCUUCUAUAUAGGGCUGGGAGAGAUAAAGGGAGCAAGUUUUCAUCCUGGAUCCCAGACAUGAUGAACCAUGCCCGGCGCCCACAAUACGGCCCGACGAUUUCCACUUGGAAAGCGAUUGGGACGGCCAACAGCUUCAGAUUCAGCGCAGGGGCAUCUCAAUCCCCAAAUCCGACCGUCACACACCCAGUACGCUACCCUUGUCUCACUAUCACGGGAAAGAUGUUUGAUUGCAUUCAAAGCGAACGAUCGCUCAAGAUCGGCGAUGAUGCUACCGCCAUAAGCUUUGUCCAGAUCCUGGAAGAGCUCCGCCAGCUCCUAUCAGAUCUGCCGUCGUAUCCAAACUUGAGUCACAAGAAGCGCUGGCGUGACCAUGUACUCAUCCAGACUCUGAUUGGAGACGCAAUUGGCCCACAAUGGGGAACAAGUCGCUCGGUUUUAACUGACGACAGUCAAGAAGAGGAGGAGAUACUAGAACGUUGGCCAUUGGGCUUUGAGCAAGAGAUUUUGUCCAUACGGUCGGGGCGAGAUAGUCAUCAAUAUCACUCCAAGCCAGCCGAGGCGCAGGAAAAAGUCAACGACUUUUGGCGUACUGCUGCUGCUUUUCUUGGAAAACUUCCCAAUGCAGCGCUAUGCGUGACCACAAAGGGUUAUGUCGGGAUUGUCCCUGGAGGAACCAGACAAAAAGAUAAGGUCCUUCUCGUCCACGGAGCUCGCGUGCCGUUUGUCGUUCGUCAAGAGCCAGUCACAGGCCACUAUGAGUUGAUAGGGGAGUGUUAUAUCCAUGGGACCAUGUACUACGACGAUGCCGUGGCUGGUAAGGUGGUGGAUGAGAGAGUCAUGUUAGUGUAA